AUGAUCGGGAACAUGCUUAUUACCAUUAAUCGAUACUCGGCUGUUUGUCUCACGAAUAAAUACGAUGUGAUUUGGACCAGGAAGUGUGUCUUGGCAGUAGUUGUCGUCCAGUACCUCGUUUCGUUUGCUGCUUUCAUCCAUCUCACUGGAGCGAAAAUGAUAUAUACUCACCAUGAGGAUGGAACGGUUGCGUGUGAUGGGCUCGAAAAACACGUCGAUCUUAUAGUUAGAUCUACAUUCGUAGUGGCAUGCGUGAUCUACGCCACAGUAUGCCUCAGUUUUAAUACCAAGCUGCUCGUUGAAUUGAAUCGAUUAUCGAAAUCUCAUAACUGGGAGCACACGCACCAUGAGAAGUAUUUCUGGAUAAACGACGUCAUGGUCAGUCUACCUCCGUUUUCAUUAUUAUUGCUUUCUUCGGAUCUUCGUCUGGAAAUUUUCAACUUCUUUCGGUGGAGGAGGCAUAACAGUGUUGCGAAUUUGCAUGUAUCUGCUUCCGCUCCUAGUAGUAAAAGAUCUGAGUUGUGA
Cooperia oncophora is the source of this 525-nucleotide messenger RNA. NCBI's taxonomy places the organism in Eukaryota, Metazoa, Nematoda, Chromadorea, Rhabditida, Trichostrongylidae. The record is from the annotation of a GenBank genome assembly.